Messenger RNA from Onthophagus taurus, 756 nucleotides. Its product is annotated as alpha-ketoglutarate-dependent dioxygenase alkB homolog 6. NCBI's taxonomy places the organism in Eukaryota, Metazoa, Arthropoda, Insecta, Coleoptera, Scarabaeidae. The record is from RefSeq and is a predicted model, not a curated record. Gene Ontology annotation, cellular component: nucleus.
ACGUCAACAUGAAUAACGUCGUCAUUGCAAUUUCAAUAAAAACGAAAUGCAAUCUUUAAACCAAUAUAAAGUGGAAUUAUCACCAACAACUACGUAUUACAUUCCUAAUUUUAUAACUCACGAUGAAGAGCAAGAAAUCCUUAAAAAAGUAUACGAAGUACCAAAACCGAAAUGGACGUAUUUAAAAAAUCGCCGGUUACAAGAUUACGGUGGAAUUCCUCACCGAAAUGGUAUGAUAGUGGAUAAAAUUCCAUCCUGGUUAGAUGUAUAUUUAGAUCGAGUCUCAAAGUUAAACGUUUUUAAUGGGCAACGAGCUAAUCAUGUACUUAUCAACGAAUACUUACCUGGUCAGGGGAUUAUGCCCCAUUUAGAUGGAUCUCUUUUUUACCCAACGAUAACUACGAUAACUUGUGGAUCCCAUGGUAUUUUGGAGUUUUUAGAUGAUUAUUAUGGCUCAAGAAUUCCAAUUUGUUCGUUAUUGUUAGAACGUUACAGUUUGGUGAUAUUACAAGGUGAAAUGUACGGGAAAUAUUUACAUUGUAUCAAUGAAGUUGAAGAGGAUGUUAUUACCGAGGAAGUUGUGAAUUUAAAAAAAUGUGGCGAGAUUUUUAGUGUCGGACAAAAAUUAAAACGCGAAACUAGAGUUUCUUUGACUAUUCGUAAUGUUCCUAAAGUUGCUAAAUUAGAUUUAAUGAAUAUUAUUAUGAAUAAAACUAAGUAAUUUAUUUUUAUAUUCAACUUAAAAAAUAAAACACU